Onthophagus taurus is the source of this 4056-nucleotide messenger RNA. RefSeq names its product tolloid-like protein 1 tolkin (gene tok). Gene Ontology annotation, molecular function: zinc ion binding; serine-type endopeptidase activity; metalloendopeptidase activity. NCBI's taxonomy places the organism in Eukaryota, Metazoa, Arthropoda, Insecta, Coleoptera, Scarabaeidae. Gene Ontology annotation, biological process: proteolysis. The record is from RefSeq and is a predicted model, not a curated record.
CGGCGUCGCGACGAUCGGCGUCGGUAGGCGUCGUGACCCAAUUCGAUGCCGCUCCAAAAAUCGACUGACGACAAAGAGACUAACUCGGGUUGAUCUUUGAUUCUCGAACGAAAAAAAAACGAAGUGGAGAGAGGAGGCAACAGAAGAGAUAAUGUCGUUCGUAUCGGUCGUCGUCGUCGUCGUCAACGUUUAACAUCCUCUCAAAGACGAAGAUUCUUUAACUUAAAAACCGUCCUAAUAGUUCAGUACAGUGCUUCUAAGUAACAACAUCUAAAAAAAUUCAAACUUUUUCGAUAUUUUAAAACAAACCGAAAACAAUGUAAAAAUUUUUUUUUGUUGCAUUUACUUUUGGUAAUUUUUACAAAAAAUAAUAAAUAAAUAAAAUAAAACAAAGUUUUCUGUGAUAAUUUCAACACAAAAAGACUUUUAAAACAACUUUUUAUUGAUAUAAUGAAGACAAUGAAGAAAAUAAAAGUGUUUGGAAUCUUAUUUAGUGUUUUAUCUGUGUUAGUGUACUUUCCCCAAUCAGCGAUUACAUUCGCUUAUAAAAAUUACACAAAACCAACGAUAAAAACUAAAUUCACUAUCGAAGAAUUAGUUAAUGGUAAUUUUCCGAAACGAACUUCCGAUGAUUUGGAUUUAGAUCCAUGCAAAUCUGGAAUGUUUCUCGGCGAUAUCGCGAUCCCCGAUGAUGUCCCAACAACGGGAUUUAAAAAGGAUCAAGAUCAAUUAAGAAAAUUAGUUUUAGAAGGGCUUCAAAUCGAAGAGGAAGGUCUGUUAGAGCUGAUCAAAAAGAAACAUAAACAACCGCUCCCCCACGAUGUUAUCAAAGAUUACAACGACCCCGUUGAUAAAUUUUCGCAAAAUUUGGGCGAUUUAAAACAAGAUUUCACAGUUCGAGCCUCAUCGCAACCGUUUUUCGAUGUUAAACUUAAGGAAAAUCUUAAAAAUGAAAGAAAAAUACGACAUCAAAAAAGAUCGAGAAAAAGAAAAAAUGAAAAUUCUCAAAAUGAAGAAAUGACAUCAUCUUUACCCCCGCAAAAAUUAAGCGAAGAUUUUCCAAUUCACGAAUUCGAGCCCAAAUUUGAUUUUCGAUCGAAAUUAAAUACUGAAAUUGGAAAUAUUUACGGGGAAAAGUCGAUUCAUCGCAGGAUAACGAGAGCUGCGACGGCUCGGAAAGAAAGGGUUUGGGAUUACGGUGUUAUUCCGUACGAAAUCGAUGGUAAUUUUAGCGGGCAACACAAAGCUUUGUUUAAACAGGCGAUGAGACAUUGGGAAAAUUUUACUUGUGUAAAAUUCGUUGAAAGAUCCGUCAUAGAUCACCCGAAUUAUAUCUUGUUCACCGAGAGACCUUGUGGGUGUUGUUCGUUCGUUGGAAAACGUGGAAAUGGUGCUCAAGCUAUAAGUAUUGGAAAAAAUUGCGAUAAAUUCGGAAUUGUCGUCCACGAAUUAGGUCACGUGGUCGGGUUUUGGCAUGAACACACACGCCCGGAUCGGGAUAAACACGUUAACAUCAAUAGGGACCAUAUCAUGAAUGGUCAAGAGUACAACUUUAAUAAAUUGAAUGAAGAGGAAGUGAACUCGUUGGGAUUAACUUACGAUUACGAUUCCAUUAUGCACUACGCUAGAAACACGUUUUCGAAGGGCACGUAUUUGGAUACGAUUCAACCGGUUGAUAUGCCAUCAAGGAAAAGGCCCGAGAUUGGGCAGCGAUUACGUUUGAGCGAAGGGGAUAUUGCACAAACAAAUCUUUUGUAUAAAUGUCCAAAAUGUGGCAGAACUUUCCAAGCUAAUUCGGCGACGAUAAUUUCCCCAAAUUACUUAGAUCAUAGUCUUCCGGAGGAUGGGGAAAAAUGCGAAUGGAGGAUAUCGGCUACUCACGGAGAAAGAAUUAAUUUAAACAUAACCGAUUUCGAUGUUGCGAAAUCAACAGAUUGUCGCACUGAUUAUUUAGAAAUACGAGAUGGUUAUUGGCACAAAUCUCCUUUAUUAGCAAAAUUUUGUGGUUCAAAAGCAAUAUCGGGCCCGGUCGUUUCUUCUGGGAGCAGAAUGUUGCUCACUUUAGUCAUGAAAAAUGGGGGCCAUCGUGGUUUCUCCGCAAAUUACGAAGCUGUUUGCGGCGGAGAUUUAGAUUUAGAAACAAGUAGACACUUAGAAUCCCCGAAUUUCCCCGAGGAAUACCAACCGAAUAAAGAAUGCAUUUGGAGGUUAUCUGUUCCAGAGGGGUAUCAAGUCACUUUACAAUUUCAAUCCUUUGAAAUUGAAAAUCACGACAAUUGCGUUUAUGAUUACGUUGAGGUUCGAGAUGGGUUAACUAAGGAGAGCCAAAGCAUCGGGGUUUAUUGUGGAUACAAAGUCCCCGGAAAUAUCACAUCAACCGGAAAUCAUCUUUGGGUGAAAUUCGUUUCGGAUGGUUCGGUUCAGAAAGCUGGCUUUUCGGCGACUUUUAUGAAAGAAUUAGAUGAAUGCUCGAUGGUGAAUCAUGGUUGCGCCCAAGAAUGUAUUAACACUUUGGGUUCUUAUAAAUGCGCGUGUCGAAUUGGUUAUGAAUUGCAUUCGGAUGGAAAAAAUUGCGAGGAUGCUUGCGGUGGAGUUUACGACACGGAGAACGGCACGAUCACAUCCCCAUCAUUCCCUCAACUUUACCCCCCAGAUAAACACUGCGUUUGGGAAAUCAUAACGUUCCCGGAACACCGCAUCAAUUUAAACUUCACCCAUUUCGAUUUAGAAGGAAAUAGUAAUUUAAAUAAACCUGUAUGUGAAUACGAUGUCAUUGAAAUUUAUAAUAAAUACAGUGAUAUAAAGUUAACAAAAAUAGGAUCAUUUUGUGGUGGAAAACCGCCGACUGCGAUCACCUCAGAAACGAACGUUUUAAGAAUUGUUUUUAAAUCGGAUGUGAGCGUGCAAAAAACCGGAUUUGCCGCCGUUUUUCAAACGGAUCGAGAUGAAUGUGCUAUAAAUAAAGGCGGUUGUGAGCACGAAUGUGUUAACACGAUCGGUUCGUAUUCUUGCACUUGCCAUAAUGGGUUUACUUUGCACGAAAACGGAAGGGAUUGUAAAGAAGGUGGUUGUAAAUAUGAAAUUAACUCCCCUUACGGGAUAAUAUCAUCGCCGAAUUACCCCGAAUAUUAUCCGAGCCAAAAAGAUUGCAUUUGGCACUUUCAAACAACCCCGGGGCAUAGAAUUAAAAUUAUGUUUUUAAGUUUUGACAUUGAAUCGCAUCAAGAAUGCUCUUAUGAUCAUAUUGUAUUUUAUGACGGGGAUUCCCCGGAAUCGACCAUUUUAGGACGAUUUUGCGGAUUAAAAACUCCACAUCCAAUCGUUGCAACUUGUAAUCAAAUGUAUAUGGUGUUCAAAUCGGAUGGUUCGGUUCAAAGAAAAGGAUUUCAGGCGACUUACGUUUCGGUUUGUGGGGGCCACCUUCAGGCGACGAAUGAAAGAAAACAUUUUUAUUCCCACUCGAAAUUUGGAAGCAUGCCUUACGAACAUAAAACCGAUUGCGAUUGGACGAUAGAAGCGAUGACCGGGUUAAACGUGCGUUUAACUUUUGUUACCUUUGAUAUUGAAGGAGAUCCAGAAUGUAAUUACGAUUAUAUCGAGAUUUUUAGCGGGUUAGAUUCAAGUGGAUCUUCGUAUGGAAGAUUUUGUGGGAAAACUAGACCAUCCGAUAUAAUAUCAGUAAACGAAGCGUUACUAAUCAGAUUUAAAACUGACGAUUCAUUAUCAUUUAAAGGAUUUAGCAUAGCUUACGAAGCGAUCGAACCUUACGAAAGUGAAGAGGAAGUGUGAAAAGGCGAUAAAAAUAAAUCAAGAACGGACAAUAAUACGUAAUAACCGUGUUAGUAUUUAUUUUUAGAAACCGUGCUUAGGUACUUACGUUUUCUGACUAUUUAUUAGUCUUUGACGGAUUUUAGUAUGUGUAGUGUCGUGUUUGUGAUAGAGUCAAUGUUGUACACGAGAGAAAAAGUUUCCAAAAUAAUCGAAUUUUAACCAAAACAAAACAAAUUAAAUUUGAAAAGUGUGUGCCAUAUGAAUAAAUUAGAAUUAUUAGUUUAA